This is a messenger RNA of Nylanderia fulva, 7566 nucleotides long. It is a transcript of the gene Neto, whose product is annotated as Neuropilin and tolloid-like. Gene Ontology annotation, molecular function: protein binding. Lineage: Eukaryota; Metazoa; Arthropoda; Insecta; Hymenoptera; Formicidae. The record is from RefSeq and is a predicted model, not a curated record.
GUCCGCGCGCGACGGAUCGCGAAGUGGUAGGCUUGUACUACUUGCUCGCUCGUUCAGCAGCGAGGUGCGACAAUACAGUUGACUCCGCGCGAGAGAACACGUGCAUAUUUACGUGCAUUUUUUUUCGUGUGCGACGAUAAGUGGAAAAGUGCUUCGUGUUUCCGAGACGUACGUCGCGCGUGGACGCGGACUCGAUAAACGGAUAUAAAUAUAUAUAUAUAUAUGUGUGUGUAUAUAUAUAUAUAUAUAUAUAUAUAGACGAGAAUUUUCGUCUCGUCCGAACCGGCUCUUUAUACCGGGUUUUCGAGCACGGUCCAAUCGCAGCCGCCGUACAGCCGAGAAUGCCGCGGGCCGGUUAAUAUAAAAGCUGAUCAAAUCGCGUUUCGAAUUGAAAAAAAGGAGAAAAAAGAAGAGAGAACACAAAACAAAAAUACCAUUUCGACAACGUGUGCCGGGGGCGUUUCGCACGAUCGCGUAUCGUACCGAGUCGCCCUGAAUUCCCACGAAAUUUCGACGUGGGAGUCGUAUGUCGCCGUGGGAAAUUAAUCGGGCGUGGGUGUGUGCAGCGACAAAAGUGGUUGUUUUCCGAACGCCGAAACUUCUCUCCUGGAUUCGGUGAGCGUGAAACGGAGAAGGAGCGCAGGAAAAGUGAACUCGAAGGAGAUGCGAAGUGGAAAAGAUCCGCGCUUGGUCGGACGAACCGGAUAAGCAGCCGCAUAUAUACGCACACGUGGAGGGACAGACUGACAGAAUCGUUAAAUGAAUGUUGUUGCGGCGGACGCUGGCGAUCGCGACGGGAAAAUCGAGGGGGCACGGCAGGAUCGCUCGAUUUAAAUUCAUAGAUGUGCGAGCGGACGGGCCCACAAUGGUGGCUCGGUUCCCGCAACAAGUUCUGCUGUUACUCGUACUCGUUACUGGAGCGUCCACGGGAGAGGCUGAGGACCCGCGGUGGAGCACGUAUAGCACCCGAAAAACGAGUCGAUCAUCGUUGCCGCGAUCCUGGCCAUCCUCGAGUUUGGAACAUGCCGCGAGGGAAACCAGACUCUCGAACGGCAAGCUUCCGGAAACUACAUCUUGGAGCGUAGACAGAUCGAGCCCCGGAACUCGUUCGGAUCCGAGUUUCCUAGGAAUGGUGAUCGAGAGGUCCGAGGAAGACGAAGAUGGGAGAAGGGUACAGCAGUCACUGGGGAGCAAUGACACCGAGGUUGCGAGGAGGACACGCUAUAACCCGUCCAUCUCGCCCAUGAGCGACAAAAUGAGGAUCCAGACGGAUCCGUCCAAUCCGAUUUCCAUCGAGUCAUCUUCGACGGUCGGCUAUCAUCUCGCCAAGAUUUCGUCGGUUCCUGGAAACUCCUACGACAUAGUGGCGACGUCCGAGACACGACCAUUAUACGAGACGCUUUUGCGCGAGAACUUGAAAAAUAUGACACCGAUGACGACCUCCAUCAUGGUGUCACGACGUCAGACGAGACACAUCCCGGGCAAUCCCGCUUGCGACAAGUUUGAAGUCGGAGAUUCGACGAAGAGGGAAUUUUAUAGCCCGAAUUAUCCGAAGCAGUAUCCAAAUCACACCGACUGUUAUCGAGUUUUGGAAGCCGACAAAGGUAUGUUGCUGAAGCUUGACUUCCGGGACGAAUUCAACCUGGAAGACAGUCCGGAUUGUCGUUUUGAUUACCUUGAAGUACUUGAUGGUCAGUACGGUUACUCUAAUUCCCUCGGCAAAUUCUGCGGAACGAAUUUUCCUCCCGAGAUCACGUCGAAGACACGAUUCCUCUGGUUACGAUUCCACAGCGAUGAGAACAUUGAGGGCAAAGGCUUCAAGGCAGUGUGGAACAUAAUACCGAGACCAACCCAUCCGGGCGUGCCACCGGAACCAGAACCGUGCAUAGUUAACGUGACGGGUGCGCAGGCGAUAAUUCAUAGCGACGACGUCAAAGACAGGAAGAUCCUGGCCGAGAAAGAGGGCAUCGCAUUGGAUUGCAUGUGGACUAUUCAAGUGAAAGAAGGAUGGAAGAUCCAGCUGACGUUCCCAGACUUUAAGCUACUGCGACCGAACGAGUGUGAUGCCAACUUUGUCGACAUAUUUAAAGAAUACACAGAUAUGGCCUCGAUGCAGAAGCAUUUCUGUGGAAGCAUCGCCGACACCGUCAUCAUUCCGGCCACCAUCGCUCAUUUAAGGUUUUACGUGGAGCCGAAAGCUAUAAACAGCUCUUUCGAAGCGGUGAUGACUGCCUUUCGAGACAAGGAGAGUAGUGAAAAACCCUGCAAUCCCGACGAGUACGAUUGCGAGGACGCAACAUGCAUCGCAGCGGAACUGCGGUGUAAUGGAAAGGUGAACUGUCGCUUCCGAUGGGACGAAGACGAGAUAAAAUGUCACAACAUGAAAUCACGGUUGAUCGAUUCGCAGCACAUCGUCAUAAUCCUCGUCGUUUUCUCCCUAAUUAUGUUUGGCAUGAGCUUCGCCUUCGUCUUCAACUGCGUUCGGAAGCUUAUUCGUGAUCACCGCAUUAUCCAGGAGCACAUAAGGCAAUCUAGAGAAAAUCGCUUAGACGAACUGGGUCGAAAGUCAACGCCUUGUCCAAUCUCGAGUUCCAGAACGGAUUUGCGCGAGCGCGACAGCGAAUCGCCGAGUUUGGAGGUCUUACCUAGCAAAGAACUCAUGCCACCUACCACAAUGAUAUCUCAAGAAUACACCAAGGAUCUCGUUCUCGAGAUAGCUUACAACACGAGCGACAUCACCGACAUUCACCAGAGCAAUAACGUGAGCAACGCGACGCAGGAACGUUUGCAGGAGUCCAGCGAGGAGCCGGAAAUGCGCGAUAAUUCCUGCCAAACGAGGGAGAGCCUCUUCGAAUCCCGGAUAUUGGAUUCGAUGGGCUUCACGACCUUCGGCGUGCGCGCGCCCAGCUCUCAAAACGGGACCAAUCUUCAUCAUCACUAUCAUCAUCAUCAUCAACAGCAGCAGUUGCUGCAACAGAGUCCGCAGCGGUCUCACCUCGAGAGCGUUCAGUCCUCGCAGCCGAGCUCGCAGGCGUCCCAGCACAGCUCGCAGCAGCAGAGCCUGUCCCAAUGUUCCGGUUGUAGUCCAGCAUCUCGCGGACGGGACGGCAGUAUGGGUAUCUGUCCGAAACACAAUCCCAUACCGGCACCACCCGGCUGGUCCAUGCACGAGUCCAGCUAUCCUCUCUCCGUGCCGCCAGUCAGCCAGUAUCCGGAUCAGCUGGACUAUCCGUCUUACCAGAGGUACCAGAGCCCGAAACCCGGCAGGGAUGUUUAUCGGCAGUCGCCCAAGUUCGUGCGACAACCGACCGCAGGCUCUCACGAGAGAUACGGCAGUUCCGUAUACGGAUCCGGCCACGGGUCCAGCAACACCACGUCCAGCACGUCGCAGCACUCUUCCGGCACGCCGACUAAACGUCAAGCGCAGCCGGUGGAUCCGAGGUAUCGCGCGGAAGCGGUCAUUGAAGUGGAUCAGAGACGGCCGUUCAGCAUAGAGAGUACAAAGAGCGCUCCGGAUGUAAUCGCGACGCACUGACGCCGGGAUUCUGGGGAUUGGGAGCCCUACAAGAGACGCCAUCCCCGGCAAAAUUCUACGACGACGAUACGUAAAGACGUCGGAAACAAGGUGACCGUCGCCACGCAGAGCUCGCUCGAUGACGACGCCUCAACGAGCUCCACUAUGGAAGCGAACUCCUCCUCUUGAUCCACGUAUCGCGAAUCGUCGAGGAUCAAUCAGUCGUCCGAGACCGAUGUAUCAAUCAAUCGUUCGAGCAACAAUGUAUCAACUCCGAUUCGUUUGAUCGAGGAGAGGAAGCAUAUCGAUAAACCGGUUGAUGAAUCGAUCGGGCUCGAAGAAUCGGCAGCGAACAACGCGGAUUCACGAUCAAACGGUCCUCCCAUUCCGCGUGAUUCGAUAAAUCGGACGACAGUGAACGAUUCGCUGACCUCGAGACCGUGGCGGCGAGCGGAGACUGCUUUAAAAUCGCACGACUUGCCGAUUUUGCGACCGCCAGAGGGCUUCAGGGUACCCGUGUUCAGAUGCAAGACCCCGUCCCUGUCCUGGCAACACUGCGGAUGCCUCUCGCACACGCAUCCAUUGCCGCGACGAUCGUCGAUCACCUGGAGUGCCUUCGAACGAUGCAGCAUGGACCCCAUGUAUCGAACCUGGCCGAAUCGAGCUGCGAGGCGACUCGGACGACCCACGAGGAGGACCGUCGGGACUCAGAGCUCGCUUGACGGCAUUAAAUCGCCCCUCGGCAUUCUGCGAUGCGUCGUCAGGUCGAUCGACAUGACGAAGAGAUCGCUGGACCAGGAGAUCGGGGCUUCUAUACCUUUCUAGUGUUUGCUUUACGAGAUUUGCGCCGCGCAAUUCGAUCUCGCGCGCUUUCGAGUCGCCGUCUUGGGAAACAACACACAAACUACUUCGAUCUCGCGACCUCGAUACCCCGAGACGAUUGAAAAAUAUAUAUCAAUGUAUAUAGUCUAUGUAUAUCUGCGGUAUGUUUACUAGUGCAAUUCGGAUAGACAGUGAACGAAGACUGUAGUCGCUUAAAGGGGAUAAGAGUAAAACAAUUGUUGCCGCAUCUAUCGGACGAUCCAGAUAGGUGCGAUUAAUCUGUUGGCGAUAUCACGAAUUUGUGACAAAAAUAAUCGGAGAUAAUUCUUGUGAGAACCAUGCAUUUUACCGUGUGAACAUCACGACAAUCGCUGCCUUUCACGUUAACUACGUGAUAUAUAAAUUUGCGAAAUAUAGAGAAAAAAAAAGCGAAAGAGAGCCAAAUCAUACCGUAAACUUCAGGGUAGUACUUAAGCGCGAUUAAAUCGAGUCGCUUGAAACAUUCACGGAGAGAAAAAGAAGAAGAUGACGCGCGUGCCGUCUAUUACAGAAGCUUUUACUUGCAUUAUUGAAUUUAAAGAAACAUUUAGAAUAUAUAUUAAUUUACGCAAACGUUUCUCUUAAAUAUUUUUCUCACGAUUAACGAUAUAAGAUUCUCGUAUGUAAAAUAUUUAUUUUAAGAUUACAAUUCGAAAUAAUAUUCUGGCAAUAAUAUUAAAAUUGAUUUUAAGGAGGAUGCAACAUAAGAAAUUUAUAGCUUAAAAUAAUAUAUUUUUUUAUGUUUCUCCCAAUUAAAUCGAAAUCCCGUUCAAUUUUUUAUUGUUAUUUUUAUUACAAUGCACGAUAACUUCUGAUACAAAAUUUUAACAUCUUUGAAAUCUUUUCUUUGAAAUUUGUAAUAAGACAGCUUUUAAGAUACGCGCCUUAUCCGAUACUAUUUAUCGAUUUUGUGAAAUCUCGUGGGCUUAAUGGCACGUAACAUAUCGGGAGCGAAAUCUCAUUUGUUCCUACAUUGCAGGAUCGCCCGGGAACGCGAGAAGCGAAAACCGAAGGCUAUUAAUCACUCGUCAACCGAAGAGAAAAACAAACUUGCACAACGGUCUGCGGUCUUUACCGCUUAGCAGAGAGAGAGACACGAGUAAAGUGGCCCACGAGAUUUCCUCCGAAACGACUAAUUAUUUCGAUUAGAUUGUUUAGACACGUAUUUUGUGAAUCGUCGAUGUCGGUGCAACAAUAAAGAAAUCUAGCGUAUAUAGCGUACAUUUGAUAAAAGAAUCAUCAUCAGAUUCAUACAACAUCAUGCGAUUCUUCGAUUUCCAUCACGUAAUCUAAUGCUUCGCGAAACGAUACUUCUUCUUUAGGAACGCCCCAAUCGCGGGAAGAGGUUUUCAAUAAAUUCUUAAACCCGUUAAAGCUGAAUCGGGUCACGAUUAACGUCGAAAUAAAAAUACAAUGUUUUAUAGUAUCAACAAUUUUAGACGCAUAUGUCAGUUGGCGAAUCUUAGUCAAUAAAUAUACCGUUUAACGGUACUUCGGCAGAGAAUGCGAUUAGCAUCGAUGAUCGGCGCCGAGAGGAGAUCGCGACGAUGUUAGGUAAACUAUUUUUCCACGUGGUUUCUGCAAAAAAUGUGCGAGUCUGCGCGUGUCCGGUCAGCGACUAUAUAGUUCAAGAGAUGCAUUUAUAGUUCGUAAUACACACAUGCACGCGUAUAUGAAUGCGUUCGGCACGAUUGUGCCGAAAUCAGCGAAUCCUCCGAUCGAUCGAUCGAACAUGUUGGUCACUGUUCUCCACAAGAAUGCAAUGUUCUAUUUCCGGCGGUGGCAUAAAUAUUCCGGCCGGAAUCGAAUUAUCGGAUAAACGGCGGCCUACACGUUUGUUUUGCGAAUGCCGUGGGAGAUGUCUGAAAUCAGAUGCGGUUUGAUAACAGCGUUAGUGUGCACGUGACGGUUAUACUGGUUUCCACCGCGUUCUCCUUUACAAGUUCCAUUCGCAAACCGCUAGAUUGCCCAGUGGCUCUCUGGCUGGAUUGUCUGUUAUUAAUUCUUCCGUGUGGUUAGUUCCUUCUAAAUGUUAUAUAACAAGUCAUAAACCAUUGUAUCUUCAGUCUACUGAUUUAGAACUUUGCACAAGUAUAAUUCGAGCGGAAUAAAGUAGCAUAAAUAAAUAGUAAUAAGUUGCACUUUUCGAACUUUGACGCAUAGCGUAUACCUAAUUCUUUUACAAGUAUAUUCCCUAUCUUUUUAAACAAUUUUUUAAACUAUAACAUAUGUAUUAUUGCUUUAUAUUUAAUGGAUCGAUUAUAAUGUUCUUUACUAUAUGUUGCCUUUAUUGAUGUCUAUUAUUACGAUUGUUAUUUGUAAGAUCUCUUUAUUUGACUUUUAAUGCUAUAAUUGUGGUUUUAAAUUAAUUAGAUUAGUUUUUCUCUCAUAACUUGGUACUCUGAUAAUUAAAGUACUUAUCUUUAUUGAAUAUGGAGUUUUGCCAAGUGUUUCUCUGAUGAUGAAAAUUUAUAUUUCUCGAUUAAUGAAAAACGUGAUGUGUUACUGUUGUUACUAAUGUUAUUAUUGUUAUUCUAGUAUUAUUUAAAAAAUGUAUAGAAAUAAUUGUAUAUAUUUGUGUGUGUUACGAAAAGAAAUCUCUUGCAAGCGAAUUAAAUUCCUUUGAGAGGCGCGAUAAAAAGAAUUGAAUUCUGCAUUAUUGCGAGGAAACACGAGUGGUUUGUACAUAUGUAUAGUCAGACAUAUCCGACGCAGUAGUAAUACCGACAAUAUACUUCAACUUGACGAGCACGAUUUGUCUUCACAUAUUUCUUCGUGCCAUUUCUGCGCUUAAUGGCUCACAAAGUCAUGCAGAAAAUAUACAUGUACUAAAAAAAAAAAAAAUAAAAAAAAAAAAAAAAAAAAAAAAUCAGAAAUAACGACCGUGCGUGCGCAGACUGUUGUACUCACGACCAGAUUAUUAAUUAAAUUAGUCAAUUAAACGCCGAUCGUGUGAAGAUCAUGUGCAUGCUAACUACGAUCUAAAGGACUACGUUCACGAAUGCAGUUUUUACAGAAAAAACAGGACCUAAUUGAAAUUCCCGUUUGUGUACAGAUCUCAUGUUAACGUUUAACAUGUAGAGCAGAAUGUACAGAGUGUAUACAUUUGUAUAUAAAGUAUCUACAACACGGCUAUUAAGAAGAUACACGCCGAGAUAUGGAUUAUAUAAAUAUAGUACUUUUAAAGUAAA